AUGUAUGUCGUAUAUAUAAGCACACGCCACAAAAGACAUUCGCCAUCGUUAACAAUGCCCGGGAAGCCCUGCACUCUCACGAUCUUGCUCUUGGCGGCGUCCGCCCUCGCCGCGGCGGCGGCGGCGGAGUCCGCCAACAUCGCCGUCUACUGGGGUCAGAACGCCACCGAGGGCACGCUCAGGGACACAUGCGGCACCGGGCUCUACGCGUACGUCAACCUCGCGUUCCUCUCCAUCUUCGGCGCCGGCCGUGCUCCGGUCCUCAACCUCGCUGACCACUGCGACCCCCCUUCGGGGACUUGCGCGUCUCUCGCCGCUGACAUCGCGUCAUGCCAGUCCGCCGGCGUGAAGGUGCUGCUCAGCAUGGGCGGCGGCGCGCUCGGGUACAACCUGUCCUCGCCCUCCGACGCGCAGGACGUGGCAACCUACCUAUGGGACAACUUCCUCGGCGGCACCGUCGCCGGCGCCGCCGCGCCCCGCCCGCUCGGCGACGCGGUGCUGGACGGUGUCGACUUCGACAUAGAGGCCCCGUCUCUGUACUACGACGACCUCGCCAGGAGCCUGACGUCGCUGUACAAGGGCGACACCGGCGGCAAGAAGUACAUGCUCACCGCGGCGCCGCAGUGCCCGUUCCCGGACACGUCUCUCAAGACCGCGCUCGCCACGGGGCUGUUCGACCGCGUGUGGGUGCAGUUCUACAACAACCCGCCGUGCCAGUUCGCGCACGGAGACGCGGGCACGCUGCAGAGCGCGUGGGGGCAGUGGACGGCGGCUCUGCCGUCGGCGAGCGUAUACCUCGGCCUGCCGGCGUCGCGGGAUGCCGCCAGCAGCGGGUUCGUCGACGCGGACACGCUCGUGUCGCAGGUGCUGCCGCUGGUGGAAGGCGCGCCCAAUUACGGCGGGGUCAUGCUGUGGAGCCGCUCCUACGACAAGGACUCCGGCUUUAGCGUCAAGCUGCAGAGCAACUUGCAAAACCGGAACAAAAACACAGGUAGUACCUUCUGCUUUCAGGCUUACACCGAUCUGAUAACAAUUUUUUCAAUUGAGAAUUGUUUUGCCGUCGUUUAUUCUAAAUUUUAUGAGCUAAUGUUUUGUUUGACAAAAUUACAGGGAACGGCGCAUCGUCAGAUUACAAAAGGAGAAUAUAUAUAAUAGUAGGAGUCAUUGGUGGCAUCUUCCUGCUGCUCCUGCUUCUUACCACUUGUUUCAUCUGCCAUAAGAAAUACCGUGGCUUGUCGCCUCCUGUGGAGGGAUCGACCACCCCUCCAAGCAAAGAGCCAUCUGAGCCAAAACUGGGAGCUCAUCAUCCAAAAAGAUACACUUAUUCUGAAGUGGAAAGGAUGACAAAGACCUUUGCUCACAGGCUCGGCCAAGGCAGCCAUGGCGAUGUCUACAGAGGC
This is a messenger RNA of Triticum aestivum (bread wheat), 1400 nucleotides long. RefSeq names its product acidic endochitinase. NCBI's taxonomy places the organism in Eukaryota, Viridiplantae, Streptophyta, Magnoliopsida, Poales, Poaceae. Gene Ontology annotation, biological process: carbohydrate metabolic process. Gene Ontology annotation, molecular function: chitinase activity. Bases 1 to 1152 code for a protein of 383 amino acids. The record is from RefSeq and is a predicted model, not a curated record. Gene Ontology annotation, cellular component: extracellular region. The transcript is spliced from 2 exons.